This is a messenger RNA of Talaromyces stipitatus ATCC 10500, 1759 nucleotides long. RefSeq names its product SCP-like extracellular protein, putative. The record is from RefSeq and is a predicted model, not a curated record. Bases 515 to 1441 code for a protein of 308 amino acids. Gene Ontology annotation, cellular component: extracellular region. The transcript is spliced from 4 exons. Lineage: Eukaryota; Fungi; Ascomycota; Eurotiomycetes; Eurotiales; Trichocomaceae.
GGACGAUCGAUCUCCCCGCCAUCGUUGACCAUAUACAUAGUAGUGCUAUGAUGUAGAUGCCAAGGGCUAGGGACUCUCGACUACUACUAAUACACCAAGACGGCAGACCUCUCAUGUCAAUUACUUUCGUGGCUUCCCACGCAAUUUCAAGAUCGGCACAGACCCGCUCCUGCCCUGGUCCACUCCCGCGCUUCCCAAGUAUAUCUCUCCUUUCAACCUCAACUUCGACUUGUUCCUUCAACUUGUUCCUUCGACACUCUACUUUCUUUCUCCCAUCUGCCUCUUUUCGUCCUCGCUGUUCACUCCUUUACAGCGUUGUUUUCAUAGCAGUCGAUCUGCUUAGCCGGUCCUUAUCAUCAUCAUCAUCAUCAUCAUCCUCGUCGCCAUCUCGAGCACCACUCACUCAACUUCCUGGAGAAGCCAGUCUGUUCUGCAGUCAACCUGUACCGUUCUAGAAGUUGGAAGCUGAUCCAUAUACUCCAUAUACUCCAUAUACACCGAAAACACCGACAAUAUGAAGGGUUCAUUGAUCAUUGGCGCUUUGUGUGCCUUGGGUGCUGUUGCCAGUCCGCUCAACAUGCGUGUCUUGGUCACUGAUAUCGAGGUCACUGUGGUCACGAUCACCGUUACUGAAACUCCUGGUUAUACUCCAGCUGCUGCUACUACUACUGUGCCUGCAUCCACCACCUCUGUUGCACCGACCACCGUCCCCGUUGCCGGAGCUGCCAAUUUGAACAAUGAAUAUCCGCGUCCGCCAUUGACUUCCACCUCUACUUCGACAACUUUGGUCGUGCCUUCAUCUUCGUCCACCACUUUUGUUGCUCCUGAACCUACCACGACUGUUGCAGCAGCACCUGCUCCAACUCCUGUCGAACCUUCGACAACCUCAACCUCUACCUCUGCCUCUACCUCUCCUAGCGUCGCCCCAUCUAGCGCUGGUUCCAGCUACCAAUCCUUGAUCCUCAACUCUCACAACAUCCACCGUUCCAACCACUCCGCUCCAGCUCUUACCUGGAACGAGACCUUGGCUGAGAGUGCACUCAAAUUGGCCAACACCUGCGACUACCACCAUGAUACCUCCCUCGGCCCCGCCGCCAACUACGGCCAAAACAUCGCCUUUGGCAUCGACUCUGAUAAAGUCGACGAAAUCAUCACCAACAUGAUGUACAACGACGAAAUGAUGUUCUAUCAAGAUCUCUACGGCCAAGCCAACCCGGACAUGUCCAAAUUUGAGAAAUGGGGUCACUUUAGUCAGAUUGUGUGGUUGGAUACGACCAGUGUUGGCUGUGCUACCGUGACCUGUCAGCCUCUAGCGGAGUCGCAUUCUUCCCUGGCCUUGCCGUUUACCGUUUGCAAUUACUAUCCAGCCGGUAACUACGGCGGUGAAUAUGCAGACAACGUCUUACAGCCCAAGGGCAACGCCAUGGUCGUCGCCUCUUAAAAUGCAUACUAUGGUAUAUACAAAAGUCAGAUACGUAUCAGUACAUCGUCUGAUUCCAUAGUCAACAAUUAUCUGACAAAGUACCGACAUGUACCGUACCGUUCUUGACGUUUAUAUUCAUGUACAUGCUUUCGCUUUUCGGACUUAUUCCAUUUCUUUUCUUCUCUUCUUCUCUUCUUCUCUUCUUCUCUCCCAUCUCUGGAAGAUCCUUUUUUUUGGGGCAAAUUUUUUGAAUAAAAAUUACUUCAUUUCUUUUCUAAUGCUGGUUGCGUAUUUUUACCAAGAGUUUUGAUUAAUCAAAGCAGUCUUCACUUUUUC